Molecule: messenger RNA, 3123 nt
Organism: Phyllostomus discolor (pale spear-nosed bat)
Lineage: Eukaryota; Metazoa; Chordata; Mammalia; Chiroptera; Phyllostomidae
Gene: SMAD1
Product: SMAD family member 1
Exons: 7
Coding region: 472-1869 (465 amino acids)
Biological process (GO): transforming growth factor beta receptor signaling pathway; cell differentiation; anatomical structure morphogenesis
Cellular component (GO): heteromeric SMAD protein complex
Molecular function (GO): DNA-binding transcription factor activity, RNA polymerase II-specific; RNA polymerase II cis-regulatory region sequence-specific DNA binding; I-SMAD binding
Source: RefSeq, a predicted model, not a curated record
CGAGCGGGCGGGCGAGUGCGCCGGGUAUUGGCAGCGGAGGAGUGGAGGCUGGGCGGCUCCGACUCCCUGACGCCAGCGCGACCAGAUCAAUCCAGGCUCCAGGAGCGAGCGGGCAGGAGGAGGAAGCAGAGGCCGAGCGGCUCAGCCUGGCCGAGGCGUGGGGAAGGACUCUACGAUCGCAGCGAGGCGCAGCGCCCGGCUGCCCCGACUGGGGCCGCAGGACCCCACUCUCCAGGCCACUCGUGCGCCCCGUGGACCCGCUUGCUGCCAACCCGGUGCUAACUUCGGGUCACCUUUUGAAAUACAAGGAAUGGUCAUUUCUGCCUUGCAGCAUCUCGAGACUAGAGCUAGAGAGAAUCCUCUGUAAACAAAGGGAAGGCUCUGCGGUCGUCCCGUUGCAUUUGGAGACGCCUUCCUUUUGCCAUCUGCCAGCAAGAAGGAGUGUGUGUGUGUGUGACCCGCGCCAGCACCAUGAACGUGACAAGUCUAUUCUCCUUCACCAGUCCAGCCGUGAAGAGACUCCUUGGGUGGAAACAGGGCGACGAGGAAGAGAAGUGGGCCGAGAAGGCGGUCGACGCUCUGGUGAAGAAGCUGAAGAAGAAGAAAGGGGCCAUGGAGGAGCUGGAGAAGGCCUUGAGCUGCCCGGGGCAGCCCAGCAACUGUGUGACCAUUCCCCGCUCCCUGGACGGCCGGCUGCAGGUGUCCCACCGGAAGGGACUGCCGCAUGUCAUUUACUGCCGCGUGUGGCGCUGGCCCGACCUUCAGAGCCACCACGAACUGAAGCCCCUGGAGUGCUGCGAGUUUCCCUUCGGCUCCAAGCAGAAGGAGGUGUGCAUCAACCCCUACCACUACAAGAGGGUAGAAAGCCCCGUUCUUCCUCCAGUGCUGGUUCCAAGGCACAGUGAAUAUAACCCUCAGCACAGCCUCUUAGCUCAGUUCCGCAACUUGGGGCAAAACGAGCCUCACAUGCCGCUCAACGCCACCUUCCCGGACUCCUUCCAGCAGCCCAACAGCCACCCGUUCCCGCACUCCCCCAGCAGCAGCUACCCCAACUCGCCCGGGAGCAGCAGCAGCACCUACCCGCACUCUCCGAGCAGCUCCGACCCAGGGAGCCCUUUUCAGAUGCCAGCUGAUACACCCCCGCCUGCCUACCUGCCUCCUGAAGACGCGCUGACCCAGGACGGCUCGCAGCCGAUGGACACGAGCAUGAUGGCGCCUGCGCUGCCCUCGGAGAUCAGCAGAGGAGAUGUCCAGGCGGUUGCUUACGAGGAGCCAAAACACUGGUGCUCCAUUGUCUACUAUGAGCUCAAUAACCGCGUGGGCGAAGCGUUCCACGCCUCCUCCACGAGCGUGCUGGUGGACGGCUUCACCGACCCUUCCAACAACAAGAACCGUUUCUGCCUUGGGCUGCUCUCCAAUGUCAAUCGGAAUUCCACUAUCGAAAACACUAGGAGGCAUAUUGGAAAAGGAGUGCACCUGUACUACGUCGGAGGGGAGGUGUACGCCGAAUGCCUCAGCGACAGCAGCAUCUUCGUGCAAAGUCGGAACUGCAACUACCAUCACGGCUUUCACCCCACUACCGUCUGCAAGAUCCCGAGCGGGUGCAGUCUGAAAAUCUUUAAUAACCAGGAGUUUGCCCAGUUACUGGCUCAGUCUGUGAACCACGGCUUCGAGACCGUCUAUGAGCUCACAAAGAUGUGCACUAUACGCAUGAGCUUUGUGAAGGGUUGGGGAGCCGAGUACCACCGCCAGGAUGUUACUAGCACCCCCUGCUGGAUCGAGAUCCAUCUGCACGGCCCCCUCCAGUGGCUGGAUAAAGUUCUCACUCAGAUGGGAUCGCCCCAUAAUCCUAUUUCCUCUGUGUCUUAAGCGGCCUCAGGCUUCUGCCUCCUGAAAACUAUUGAGCCUUUGCAUGUACUUGAAGGAUGGAUGAGUCAGACACGAUUGGGAGCUGACAAAGGAGCCUCGAUAAUACUUGACUUCUGUGACCAACUGUUGGAUUCAGAGAUUUAAAAAAAAAAAACAACAAAAAAAAACCCUUGGUAACAUACUGUUGAUAUCAAGAAUCUGUUUAGUUUACAUUGUAACAUUCUGUUGUAAAAAAUCACCUAAAAAAUGCAUAUGUUUAGCAGGACUUUGUGUAUAGUUAAAGAGAGAUGGCCAGGCCAGGGGCAAAUUAUCUAUUGGAAAUCCGGUCCUAGGAGAUUCUUCUGUGUUUGGCACUUUAAGGUCAUCGUUUGGCAGAAGUUUAGCAUUAACAGUCUUUCUGAAGUGUGUUCUUAUCAGGUUUAGAUCCCAUGUGGUGUCUUCUUUAAUGGGUUUUCAUAAUAUUUUUAAACUAUUUGUUUAGUAAUGGUUUUUGUUUGUUUUUUUUUUAAGUAAAGGUUAAUCUUGAUGAUAUACAUAGUAAUCUUUCUAAAAUCGUAUGCUGACCAUACUGCUGUCAGAAUAAUGUUAGGCAUAUGCUCUUUGCUAAAUAUAUAUGUACAGAAUAUUUGGAGGUAAAGAAUUGAUUAGACUAGUGGAUUUAGGAGUAUUGGAGGGGGUGGGGGCCAGGGAAAUGACAACUACAGAUGUAGAAUAUACUGUAAAAAUUCAGUUUGUUGCUUCAAAGUUUGAAAACAAACUGAUGUCUGAAUUUUGCUGUGUUUCCAUUUUUUUUAGAGAUUUUUAUCCUACUUGUUUUUUGUUUUUUUUUGGCAUCUUCUGUUUCAUUCGCUCCCAAAAGCAGUUAUGCAGCUGGUUAGUUCAUAUAACUGUGAGAGCAAAUGGGUAAUUCCUGCUUUUCUGAAGUUGACUGCAAAAACCUUUCAAUACUGAUUGUAUGGAGUGCGUGAAUUUAAUAAGCAUUUUUUAUGGAGUUUACAGCACAGAUAUAGGCUUUAAUUUUCAAGGGAAUUGUUUGCCAAACUUAGUAACUCUGUUAAAUAUUUGGAGGAUUUAAAGAACAUCCCUGCUGAAAUCCAUUUCAGACUUUUAAAAUUUUUUGUACUAUGUUUGGUUUUAUUUUUCUUCUGCUAAUCUUUUAUAUUCACUUAUGCUCUUGUACACUGAGUACUUUUAUUCCAAAACUAGUGGGUUUUCUCUACUGGAAAUUUUAAAUAAACCUCUCAUUAUUGCUUA